Molecule: messenger RNA, 1884 nt
Organism: Chelmon rostratus (copperband butterflyfish)
Lineage: Eukaryota; Metazoa; Chordata; Actinopteri; Chaetodontiformes; Chaetodontidae
Product: platelet-derived growth factor subunit A-like
Exons: 6
Coding region: 652-1251 (199 amino acids)
Biological process (GO): positive regulation of phosphatidylinositol 3-kinase/protein kinase B signal transduction; positive regulation of cell migration; positive regulation of protein autophosphorylation
Cellular component (GO): membrane
Molecular function (GO): platelet-derived growth factor receptor binding; growth factor activity
Source: RefSeq, a predicted model, not a curated record
GAUGCUGUUUGCCUUCCCUCCUCAUGCCCAGGACAGAAGUAUUUCACAAAGUUUCAUUUUAAAAAAUUCAACCAAUGUAAAUGAUUUUCCCAUGUUUGAAGUGCCAUAAUGCUCAACCGCUGCAAGACGCACAAAUGUGUAACUUCGAACGGAUUAUACUGCGGAUAAAAUGAUGGAUAUUGUUGGAUGUGCGAAUGCAAAAGAAAGGUUUUGAUAUUUCCGUUGGACACCUGUUCUUUUGAUGCCAAACCGAGCUGAUGAACAUCAACUUGACCUCAGUUAGGUCUGAUUGUUUGAUGCUUCACACUACUGGACAACGGGCUGCGCAGCAGUGAUCUUCUUGCCAGCAAGUCGGACUUAAACACGGUUUGUGGUCGCUUUCAUAUUAUUUUGCAAAUCCGCCACUCUUUCGCCGAUACAGCAACUUGAGCUGCAGGAGCAGAGCAAGCUCGGCUCCAGACCGCAUUUCAUUUAGGAGUUUAGACAUCGACUCAAGUAUUAGACGCUCUUGGUUCGCUCUUUCAUUGAGGUGGAAGGUUGUGGCCAGUUCUCCCGAGGGAUGUUUCUGGGCUCCCCAGAGCAGGGAGCGACAGCCCGGCUCCUGCAGUGGACCUUCGCCUCGUCCUGGUGCCUAUGCAGCGGAUCUGAGAGAUGAGAGCUGCGGUAUACCACCUCCUCGCCGGCUGCCUCUGCCUGUUACGCACCGCUGCUGAGGAGUCUCCUCUCCCCCGGGCGCUGUUGGAGCGCCUGUCCCGCAGCGAGAUCCGCAGCAUCAGCGACCUCCAGCGGCUGCUAGAGAUAGACUCCGUAGAGAACGAGGUGAUCGAGGAGACCAAACACAGCUACCACAAGGACUUCUCUCACAGCUUCCCCGACUUGAAGAGAGCACACACACACACCAGACACAGGAGGAGCACUGUGGUGGAAGAGGCCUUACCGGCGGUGUGUAAGGUGCGGACAGCGAUCUAUGAGAUCCCCAGGAGCCAGGUGGAUCCCACGUCGGCCAACUUCAUCAUCUGGCCGCCCUGCGUCGAGGUGAAACGCUGCACCGGCUGCUGCAACACCAGCAACAUGAGAUGCCAGGCGGCUCGCAAGCACCACCGCAUGGUCAAGGUGGCGAAGGUGGAGUACGUGCGGAGGCGUCCCAAGCUGAGGGAGGUGCAGGUGAGGCUGGAGGAUCACCUGGAGUGCAUGUGCACCAACAAACGCCACAUCAGCCCAAACUCAGACACAGACAAUGGCAUCAGGUGAAGACAGGUGGACAGACGAAGGACGGAGGACGGGAAGAGGAGGACGACCUGAACCGGAAAACAAGGAGGAACCUUCAGCCUCUCCGCCAUCUCCUGCCAUCAAGUGACUGUGAAAGGUUUGAUGGACUGUAUUUUGACCUGUGACCUUUGGGAGGUUUAAUGGAGGACUCAUGUGGACCUCAGCUGUACUUUUUGUGAAAAAAUAAAAAAAAUAAAACUGAGGGCCACGAACUGCCAGACACAGAAGCCAAUAAGAAGCAGGCUGACGGUUUCCUCGCAGCGGAUCCUCGAUGGAGAGAAGAAGCAAUCAGAUGAUGAAUGGACACUGGCUGAGAUGAGGUGGAUUCUGGGAUGCCGAAGGACUUAUUGUCUGAGUCUCGUUCCUUCUCCAGAGUAUAAACCGCUCAGCGACUGGGAUUAUACACUGGGUGGAAUCCUUUCUAGAAACAGUGACUGGGAUUAGGUUUUUGUACUCCAAGAUUUACUCUUCCUCAGCAAAACGCUCACACACACUACACACACACGCACGUAUAUCCUCUUAUUUUUAUAGCCUCUCAUUUUCUAUCGCUGUCUGUUUCUACUUCUGGUAUGUUAUCCGCAUAAAGAAUGGAAGGAACAAACUCCUCCUGACAUU